Sinocyclocheilus anshuiensis is the source of this 1336-nucleotide messenger RNA. Its product is annotated as transmembrane protein 230-like. The record is from RefSeq and is a predicted model, not a curated record. Lineage: Eukaryota; Metazoa; Chordata; Actinopteri; Cypriniformes; Cyprinidae. Gene Ontology annotation, cellular component: endomembrane system; synaptic vesicle. Gene Ontology annotation, biological process: synaptic vesicle transport. Bases 214 to 561 code for a protein of 115 amino acids. The transcript has 4 exons.
UUUUACUUCCGGAAGCAUUAGGUUUAUAAACAUAAUCUUAUGUGCGACUGUCACAAGCUGACGUAUAAUGACGUUUUUAAUUAAUACUAGCUUAAAAUUACUUAACUGUGUUAAAAACGGAAACAUACAUCAUUUUUAUUGUGACUUGUGCUUCAGGAAAAUUGUCUUCAGACUAUUCUGAGGCUGCACAAGAGUGAAGAAACUCAAGAGAAGAUGCCAGCUAGAAACACUAUAAACAGUGGAGUCAGAUACUCCAAACUAGCCCGUGAUGAUGAUGGAUACAUUGAUCUCCAGUUUAAGAAAAGUCCUCCUAAAGUCCCUUAUAAAGCGAUCGCCCUGGCAACAGGUCUCUUCCUCAUUGGCUCCAUUCUGAUCAUCAUCGGAUCCCUCCUGUUAGCAGGAUACUUUGAAAUUAAUGAUCACCGUGAUCGCACCAUCCCAGUCCUGAUUAUUGGAAUCCUAGUCUUUCUUCCUGGGUUUUACCACCUGCGCAUCGCCUAUUAUGCCUCCAAGGGUUACCGCGGUUAUUCCUAUGAUGACAUCCCUGAUUUUGAUGACUGAGCGGCGGGGACGGGCUGAUCUAACAGAGCUUUGAACCUGGUUUUCCUGCAGCGAGCCAGAACUGCACCGCCGCUGAUGUCUGCCACGUCAAAAUGACUUGACAGACUCAUUUUUUUAAACAUUUUCAUAGACUGAGAAGGUGAUUUGAAUUCAUGAACUAGUAUGCUUACUUAGGUUUCAUGUAAUGAAAAUCACUUUAUCAUGAAUUUAAUGCCAUUAUUUGUAAUGCAAACAGGUUGCAGUUCAGUUGUUAUGUUAGUAUGUAUUGAGUUACAGGUUGUUGCAACAAGCAAAGCCUGAGGCAAGAAAAACUACUCAAAACAUGCCACAUGCUGUUUUAUAUUUUGCAGCUCUUUUGAUGGAUUGCACUAGGGUUCAAAUCUGUCAUGAAUGAUGUGAUUUUUUAAUAUCUUUUUGAGGAACACAUUAACAUUAGUUCUUGAAGUUAAAAACAAAAGGGUUUAAUAUUUAAAUUUAAAUACAUUUAUGUAUGAUGUGAAUAAAGCACCAUUGCAAAGUUUCCAUCUUUAAUGUCAUGCAACUGGAUUUAACUUAUUUUCAUUGAUGUGAUUUUAUUGCCAUUACAGAGGAUGCUUUAUGAAUAAAUAACUUGUUUUCAAAUGAAGACUGACGGUUAUCAGGAUUGCACUUAGAAAGGCUCUCAGGUAAUUAGGAAAGAAGGUGAACCCUGAUAAUGAAAUUACAUUUACUGUAGUUUUUGAUGCUCAACUUGCGCCCCCGUGUGGAUCAUAAGUCAAGUCAAGUCACUUAUUUG